Molecule: messenger RNA, 3624 nt
Organism: Corylus avellana
Lineage: Eukaryota; Viridiplantae; Streptophyta; Magnoliopsida; Fagales; Betulaceae
Source: RefSeq, a predicted model, not a curated record
AUGGAAAGCGUUCGUGUUCACUUUUCCCUUCAUAGGUUUCCAGAUGAAAUAGCAUGCAGGAUCUUUCCUCUCACUUUGGAAGGAGUCGCUCAGGACUGGUUCGCCAGAUUGCUUGCCAAGUCAAUAAACAGUUUCAAAGAACUUGGAUGCCUCUUUUUAAGCCAAUUCUUGGCUACCAAGAAGAGGAGGAAGCACUCGGCUUGUUUACUGUCAUUGCGUCAAGGGAAAGAAGAAAGCCUGAAAGAUUUCAUGCAUAGGUUCAAUAAAGAAAAAUUGUUGGUAGAUAACCCGGGGGAUCAAACGGUAUUAUCCGCAUUAUGGCACGGAGUCAGGCCAAACGGGCCUCUAAUGGCUGAAGUAUCAAAGAAUUCGACAGAGAUAACUCUUCCCGAGUUUAUAGCCAAGACGGAGGAGUAUAUUAAUCAGGAGGAAAUGAUUAAGGCUCUCACGAAAGGUCAGGAGGAAGAAGACCAAGAAAAGGAGGACGCCAAAAAGGAGCUACCUAUAGCAUCUGCUCCGAAGGAAGAGAAGUUUCAGAAGAAAGUAGUGAAGAAGGCUGUACCAUCAUUCCCAAAGAUAGAACCCUGGCGACGUGAAGAUCGAACGUUCACACCUUUGAAUACUAGGGUCAACGAAGUGUUUAUGGAGAUCAGAAGAGACCCAUCUUUCAGGUGGCCGAGUAAGUUGCGGGGUGAUCCGAGGAAGCGAGAUCGGACGAAGUUCUGUGAGUACCAUAAUGAUCACGGGCAUUUAACGGAAGACUUUCACCAGCAGCCCCUCCUGUUGGAUGCAAACCGAGCUGAAGGGGGACGAGAGCCGAGACGUGAUCGGGAUGAUGGUCCCAGAAAAGAUCCGAGACCCUCUAGGGAUCAAGGAGUGGUAGGUGAAAUCCACACCAUCGCUGGGGGAAUAGCUAGUGGAGGACAGUCUAACUCGGCCAGAAAAGCCUACGCUAGAAAAACGCAGGCCGAGGAAGUCUUUACAGUACAAAGACCCUCCAAAGUUGCAAAAAAGGAUUCAGUGGUCCUUUCUUUCUCCGAAGAAGAUGCUAGGGGGGUAAUGCAGCCACAUGAUGACCCGCUAGUUGUAACAGUGACGGUGGCUAAUCACAUGAUCCAUCGAAUUUUGGUGGACAAUGGGAGCUCGGCUGAUGUUUUAUAUUGGCCAGUCUUUAAGCAAAUGGGUAUUGAUUGUGAGAGGAUCGAACUGUUUAGCUCUCCCCUAGUUGGAUUUACAGGAGAGCAAGUCCAGCCGAUUGGCCUUAUUUCACUCCCUGUAAUGGCAGGAACGGCGUCCAAACAAAAGACCGUCAUGGUAGAUUUCCUGGUUAUUGACCGACCAAGUGCCUACAAUGUCAUCCUUGGUAGACCCGCUUUGAAUAAGUUGAAGGCCAUAACUUCGACGUACCACCUAACGAUGAAGUUCCCGAUAGAAGAAGGAGUCGGAGAAGUGAAGGGAGAUCAAACCCAGGCGAGAAGAUGUUACAAUACGUCUCUCAAGAGGGUCUCAGAUCCGACUCCUAUUGUCGUUGGUACAGUAGGUGGUAAUAGUAGGAAUGAUCUGAAGGGAGAGCCAACUGAACCUUUGGAAGAUGUGAUAGUUGCAGAAGACAAGGUUUUGAAAAUUGGGACACAGCUCAAUCCCAUAAUUCGAGACGUUCUCGUCAUCUUCCUGUGGGGAAACUUAGAAGUCUUCGCAUGGACCCAUGAGGAUAUGCCAGGAAUCGCUCCUGAAAACAUCCUCCACCAACUAAAUGUGGAUCCGAGUGUGAAACCGGUGAAACAAAAGAUAAGGAAAUUUGCUCCUGAACGGAAUAUGGCUAUAUCUGAGGAGGUGGAGAAGCUUCUCAAGGCUCGUUUCAUUGAAGAAGUAUAUUAUCCUGAUUGGUUAGCCAAUGUAGUAUUGGUUAAAAAAUCCAAUGGGAAAUGGAAGAUGUGCGUGGAUUUUACCGACCUCAACAAAGCUUGUCCGAAAGAUAGCUUUCCACUACCCCGCAUCGAUGUAUUGAUGGACUCAACAGCUGGGUAUGGCUUACUCAGCUUCAUGAACGCUUUCUCUGGUUACAACCAGAUAUACAUGCAUCCAGAAGAUCGUGAGAAAACUGCGUUCAUAACUGACCGAGGCCUGUACUGUUAUAAAGUCAUGCCCUUCGGUUUGAAGAAUGCAAGAGCAACAUACCAAAGGCUGGUAAACAAGAUGUUCCAAGACCAGAUCGGACGCAGUAUGGAGGUGUACGUCGAUGACAUGCUAGUCAAGAGUGUGCUACCGCAGGACCAUGUACUCGAUUUGCAAGAGACGUUUACAACCUUGAAGAAAUACGGGAUGAAGUUGAAUCCCUCAAAGUGUGCGUUUGGAGUCUCAUCAGAAAAGUUCCUCGGUUACAUGGUAUCAAGCCGAGGAAUAGAAGCCAAUCCUGAGAAGAUACAAGCUGUCUUGGAUAUGCAGUCUCCAAGAAACUUGAAGCAGCUUCAGCAAUUGACAGGGAUAAUAGCGGCACUAAAUCGGUUUGUUUCACGAUCAACCGAUAAAUGUCUUCCAUUUUUUAAAGUCUUGCGAAAGGCUUUUGAAUGGACGGACGAAUGUGAAGAAGCCUUCGAGCAGCUAAAAGAGUAUCUGGUGAGCCCGCCUUUGCUAAGCCAGACAAUACCCGAAGAAGUACUGUAUUUGUAUUUAGCUGUAUCUCCAACGGCUAUCAGCGCUGCAUUAAUCCGAGAAGAAGAAGGAAUUCAAAAGCCUGUAUACUUCAUAAGUAGAGCUUUGAGAGGCGCUGAAGAAAGAUAUCGUCAGAUGGAGAAAUUGGCUUUUGCCUUGGUCAUAGCAUCCAGAAAACUCCGACCUUAUUUCCAAGCUCAUAUUAUCAGGGUGUUAACUGAAUACCCUUUGAAGAAAGUACUAAGAAAGCUAGAUCUGUCAGGAAGAUUAGCUAACUGGGCGAUUGAGCUGGGAGAGUUCGACAUUGAAUUUCUCCGUCGAAGUUCUCUAAAGGGCCAGACACUGGCUAAUUUUCUGGCAGAAUUCACUAAUCUGCCAGAAGUUACCAGUUGGCCGGGUGAUGAGACUUGGGUAAUUUAUGUGGAUGGAUCAUCUACGAAGAAGCAUGGUGGAGCUAGGAUAGUAAUGAUUACUCCCGAUGGAGAAAAAUUGUGUAGUUCCUUGAAGUUAAAAUUUAAAACCACAAAUAACGAGGCCGAGUACGAGGCGGUCCUAGCAGGACUCGAUUUAGCUCUCGAAAUGGGAGACAAAUUUGUGAAAAUGCGGAGUGACUCCCAGGUGGUCGUGGGGCACAUCCGAGGUGAAUUUGAAGCCAAAGGAGAAAAAAUGAAGUUAUACUUAACUAAAGUGCAAGAAAUGAAAAGUUUAUUCAAUAAGUUUAGCAUUGUGAAAAUUCCGAGGCCAGAAAAUGAGAGAGCAGACCAGUUGGCCCGAAUAGCCUCAACAGCCACUGGAGAGAUUGAAGCCGAGACUCCUAUCCAAAUUUUUCCACAAUCAUCAGUUACCAAGACGGUGUCGGUCUCGAUAGCCGAGACCAUACCUGAUUGGCAACUAGAAAUCGUGGAAUACCUGGAAAGAGGAGUACUUCCCUCAGAUAAAAGGCUGGCUACCUGGUUGAAGGUAAGAGCAUAA